CGUAGGACUGCGGGAUGCGGAGGACAUGUCCCUUCUGCACACUCAUCGACUGCAGAACAGCACAGUCACACCCAAGGACCUCUGGGUCACAGAUGUGGUGCUGAUGCAAAACGUGGACAAGUCUCAGAUAGCUGUGGCUUUCACAAGUAAAGAGGUGUGUUUCUAUGACUUCGUGUGUGAAAAGACCUUCAGCUGCAAGUGUAAACUCCAGGGCUUGAACUUUACUCCUUGGUGUCUAGACUACUGGGUAGAUCCCUGUAACCCUGAUCAGGCUGUUCUCACUAUAGGAGACAUUGGAGGACGGGUCAGUGCUUUAUAUUUCACCUCAGCCCAGAUCUUCCUGUUUGAGAGAUUCAGUCUGAGGACAGACUCUGACUCAGCAGACAUCAUCCUUUGGGAUGAUCUGGCCAAAGGCAAGCAUCGCUCCUGUUACACCGUGACACACCAAGCACACGCGCCUGGCUGGGUUAGAAAAGUGCGCUACCUGGGCUCACUUGAGGCCUUUGUGUCGUGCAGCAUCGCACCGCAGAGCAGCAUCGUGAUUGGCUGGAGGGAAAAGGAAAGCACGAGCCUACGAAUCACUUCUUACUCUACAAAGGACGGUGUGUGGGACGUCGACUUCCAUAUUGGACUCGGCCUGUUAGCCACAGCAGGUGUGGAUCAUCACGUCUUGCUGUGGAAUCCUUACGUGACCUCUGAGCCGGCGUGCGCCCUUGGUGGACACACAAGCCCCGUCAUUGCUGUCUGCUUCCUGCAGACCAAGCAACAACUCCUCAGCUACUCCCAAGAUAAGGUGCUCUGUCUGUGGGAUGUGUCCAGCCAGCUGUGCACACACCGUCUGGCCGGUGUCUUUCCAAACAUACAGGGGGACACACACCCCUUCCUGUUUCUCAAUGAGGAGCGCCAGCACCUUGUGCUUUCAUUCAACAGCCUGCUUCUCCUGCUGGAAUCCAAGAGGGAGGAGAAGAAGACCAGUAGCCAUGAACAUCCUGUUACCUGUGUGCUGUAUAACAGUCGGUUCAGACAGGUAGUCAGCAGCGACUCUGCCUCCUCUGUGAUCUUCUGGCUGACUGACACAGGACAAAAGGUCAAGCAGUUCCACCGUUGCCAUGGUGAUGCUGAGAUCUCCACCAUGGCCCUAGACGUUACGCAGACCCGACUGUUUACCGCGGGCGCCGACGGAGAGGUCAAAGUGUGGGACUUUAACGGCCGCUGCCUUCACAGAAUGAAUGCCGGCCUGGGUCGUGCUGUCAGACUCUCUCAGGUGUUGUUGCUGAAGAGAAGCAUACUGGUGAUGGGCUGGGAAAGGAAGUUAACAGUUUUCCGCCUGCAUUCCUUCAUGCAGUCUACUGUUGAGCCCUGUGAGUGGAAGGGGGGACUCCAGCAUCGCGGUGCUGUACUGUGUGCCGCGUUCCAGCCCCCACAGACUCUAGUGACAGGAAGCUACCAUGGCGAGAUCAUAGUGUGGAACAGCAGCACAGAAAAAGCUUUGAGGAAACUCCGGCCACAUGACGAAGGGGAAGACUGCAAGAAGCAGCAAGAGGACUCGGAGAGCUGCGAUGCCAUCACCAGACUGUUCUUCAUUCCAGGACGCACAUCUGUAACAACUGCAGGCGCUGCAGAUUUGGUGUCCUGCGGGGGUUCAGGUACGGUCAGGCUCUGGAGCACCCAGCACGCCCGUCUGGUAGGACAGUUCACGGCCCACGAAGGGGACCUGGGAUCUAUUGUAAUAGCUGUCAGUCCCUGUGGAGAAUAUUUAACCACAGCUGACAGGGAAGGGACAGUCAAGAUAUGGGACGUGAAGUAUUAUUGCCUCACACCAGGUGAAGGAGUCAACAAAGAACUCCCAAAACUGCUAUCUAGUUUCCAUCCACACCUCGACCACGUGACUCACCUGGAGAUGUGUUUACAUGGCGAUAAGCUCCUCCUCCUCUCGGCAUCGUCAGACUGCAGUCUGGCUCUCAGUUACCUGCCUGGAGAGACCGUCGGUUUUUUCGGACAGAGUGAUCCUUGGUGUUUGGAGAGACCUGGAACGCAACAGCCGCAACAGGAAGCGGAGCAGGACCAGAGUGACCGAGGAAGGCAAGAAAACACCGGACUAGAGAUCACCUCUGGCAAGCAGCGAGACUAAUGUUAACCAAGGACACGACUCUCCUGCAGAGCGAGGACAACUGGGGAUAAAGGAUCAGAAAAAGGCCAAAAGAGACAAAAGAGAAACUAAAGUGGUUGCAAGAGGAACUUUAUUUAGCUGAUUUGAGUUCUACAU
This is a messenger RNA of Pundamilia nyererei, 2266 nucleotides long. RefSeq names its product WD repeat-containing protein 49. Gene Ontology annotation, molecular function: protein binding. The record is from RefSeq and is a predicted model, not a curated record. The transcript has 15 exons. Bases 26 to 2131 code for a protein of 701 amino acids. NCBI's taxonomy places the organism in Eukaryota, Metazoa, Chordata, Actinopteri, Cichliformes, Cichlidae.